Molecule: messenger RNA, 1072 nt
Organism: Hyposmocoma kahamanoa
Lineage: Eukaryota; Metazoa; Arthropoda; Insecta; Lepidoptera; Cosmopterigidae
Gene: Dhrs4
Product: dehydrogenase/reductase SDR family member 4
Exons: 6
Coding region: 102-938 (278 amino acids)
Molecular function (GO): carbonyl reductase (NADPH) activity
Source: RefSeq, a predicted model, not a curated record
UAUUUCUACGUAAGUAUAACGAGAGGACUGACUUCAUAUUGUUUUUUCCCUGUCUCUCUGAACUUUGGAAUUUUGCUAGUCUUAUUUUCCUUCUAGAUGCAAUGAUUCGAACUAUCAAAUUAUUACGUUUAACAAACUACAACAUGUCUAAACUGCACUCAAGCAGUGUCAGUGCAAGUAUUCAGAAACUGAAAGGUAAAGUAGCUAUAGUUACCGCCUCUACUGAUGGUAUUGGCUAUGCUAUAGCUAAAAGGUUGGGCAAUGAAGGAGCUAAAGUAGUAAUAAGUAGCAGAAAAGAAGAUAAUGUAAAUAAAGCUGUAUCAGAUUUGCGCAAAGAUGGGAUAAGUGUAGAGGGCAUUGUGUGCCACGUUGGGAAUGCUGAGCACAGGAAGAAACUUUUUGAUCUUGCUAAUAGUAAGUUUGGUGGUUUAGACAUACUUGUAUCAAAUGCUGCAGUAAACCCAGCAGUUUCACCUAUUCUUGAGACAGAGGACAACGUAUGGGACAAGAUAUUUGAGAUCAAUGUAAAAUGCUCAUGGCUUCUGGCCAAGGAAGCUUACCCAGAGCUCAUGAAAAGAGGAGGGGGAAGCAUUGUGUUUGUGUCAUCUAUUGCUGCUUACAACCCUAUGCAGCCAUUAGGUGCAUACAGUGUCAGUAAAACAACAUUACUGGGAUUGACAAAGGCAAUAUCGAGUGAAGUGGUACAUGACAAUAUCAGAGUCAACUGUGUGGCUCCAGGUGUUGUAGCUACUAAGUUUGCAUCUGCUAUCACAGAAUCAGAUGCAUCAAAAGAAGCAAGUCUGUCAAAAAUACCUAUGAAUCGAUUUGGUAAGCCUACAGAAAUAGCCAGCACUGUCGCAUUUCUCGCAUCAGAUGAUGCUAGUUAUAUCACAGGCGAAACUAUCGUGGUAGCAGGUGGCAGUUUUUCACAUCUUUAGGUUUUGUUUCAAUAAGCACUAUGUAUGAUGUAAUUGAUAAUAAUAUUAAACGGCUUUUAAGCUACAUAAUUUUUUUGUAAAUCAAAGAGGGUUUUUCAUAUGUAUAUUGUUUAUAGUAUAGUAGUAUAAAGUCA